UUUUUUCUUUACUUUUCUUUUUUUUUUUUUUGCUGAGUUUUGUGCAUACCAUAUGCAUGCGGGUUUCUUGUUUCUUCUUUUUAUACUCACAGCCCGAUUCCUUUGAAAAAAGUGUUCUUGAACAAGACUGGGCAUUACAAAUUCGGUUCAAGUUAUUGUAUACAAUGUGGGUUUUUUCGUGGGUUCUUGUUGGGGUUUACACGGGGAGUGGCUUUUGGGUUCUGUCAGUUGACUACUUAUUUUGCUAAAAUAUUUUGUUGUUUGAUGAUGUCACUAAUGAAAGCAAUCAAAGCAUCAACUAUAUUAACGGACUUGAUAUUCCAGUAUGCUAUGGGAGCUCAUCUAUUCUUUCAGCCUCAGCAAAACUAUAAAGAGAGAUGCUUCUUGUCUACCGUUUUGGUGGUUGAUUCAACUGAUACCGAGAUGCUGUUUUUCGUUGCAGGUCUUUCAAACUAAAGUUGCUAAAUUAAUUGCAUACCACGUGUUUGAUAUAUUUCCUGUUUCUUUAUUAGGUUUGGAACUUAAGGGCACUGGUGUAUUUUUCUGGUGAUCUGAAUCUAUAGCAUAUAAAUUGGUAUUUGGUACAGAAGAAAUAAUUAAAGAAACAGAGAAAGCAGAGUAAAGAAACAGAGUGAGAGUGAGAAAGAAAGAUAAAGAAAUAGAGGCGGUGGUGGGGGUGGAGUCAGAUUGGUGCUAAUGAGAGUGUUCUCUGUUUUGGGAAAUAAUUUAGUGUGGAGAGUCUGUUGGGUGUCUCCUGGGCUGACUAGGCUCGCCCGGAAUUUGUGGGCUUUGCUACCGACCAAGGGAACAACGUCUCUGAGGUUCUCUUCCCAUUGAAGCCACCAUUUGUUUAAACUGAAAUUUUGCACAAACCCCAUUUCUCCCUUUUUUUUUUAUCUCGAAAGUGCUCGGUUACUGUCAAGAUUCCGUCAUCCAAAGCAUAUAUACUUCCCUCUUUGAGGUCCCAUUCCUCCUUUUGAAGUUGAGAAAAUUGGCUAUAAUCAGAAAUUUGGUCCCCACACCUGGAAUCCUUUGAAGUUUGCCAUUUCCAAUUUUCCACGACUCCUUUCCUCGAUUUUAGUUUUGUCCGAUCAUUUGGGUUGUCUACAGUUCAAUCUGAGGCAGUAUAUAUUUCUGUGAUCAAUUGAGAAAUUUGAAGUAUAGUUUUGAAGUACCAGAAGAGAAAUACAGAUUGAGUUGCACCAAUGAAGUUUAUGAAACUCGGAUCCAAGCCCGAUUCCUUUCAGACAGAUUGGAACAAAGUUAGAUAUGUGGCUACUGAAUUGGCAGCGGACAUCGUGAUUCAUGUAGGGGAUGUGAAAUUUUAUCUGCAUAAGAAGUUGGUUUCUUCAUCGGAUGAAGGAAACAGUGAUGGAAUCUACAUUCAUGAUAUUCCAGGCAGUUCCAGUGCCUUCGAAAUAUGUGCCAAGUUCUGUUAUGGAAUGACAGUUACCCUAAAUGCUUACAAUGUUGUUGCUGCACGCUGUGCAGCAGAGUAUCUGGAAAUGCAUGAGACAAUUGAAAAAGGGAACCUCAUUUACAAGGUUGACGUUUUUCUCAACUCCAGCAUUUUCAGAAGCUGGAAGGACUCUAUAAUAGUUCUUCAGACUACAACGUCUCUAUUACCAUUGUCCGAGGAAUUGAAGUUAAUCAAACACUGUAUCGAUGCUAUUGCUUCGAAGGCCUCUGUUCAUGUUUCCAAAGUGGACUGGUCCUAUACCUAUAACAGAAAAAAGCUCCCUGAGGAAAAUGGGAAUGAUCAGGGCUGGAAUGGUGUCAGAAGCCGAAUGGUGCCAAAUGAUUGGUGGGUUGAGGACUUAUGUGAGCUUGAAAUAGAGUUUUAUAAGCAGGUUAUUAUUACCAUUAAAACCAAAGGGAUAAUAUCUAAUGAAGUGAUUGGAGAAGCUUUGAAAGCUUAUGCUUAUAGAAAGCUGCCAGGCUCUAGCAAGGGUGUUGUGAAAUAUAAUGAUUUUUCAAAGCUUUGCCCAAUAUUAGAUACCAUUCUGUAUCUUUUGCCUGCAGAAAAAGGCAGUGUCUCGUGUAGUUUCUUGCUGAAGUUGUUAAAAGCAGCCAUUUCUCUCAAUUCUGGAGAAGUGGUAAAAGAAGAAGUGGUAAAAAGAAUUGGGCAGCAAUUGGAGGAGGCUUCUGUGAAUGAUCUGUUAAUUCGAGCUUGUGAAGGGGAGCCAACUAUGUAUGAUGUCCAAAUAGUCCAGAAAAUACUUGAAGAAUUCAUGAUGCAAGAUCGAAAUGCAAAAACUGAAAUAGGUAAUGAGAACGAGAUUCAAGAAAUUAGAAGUCCGGGGAUCUUAUCAGAAGCUUCAAAGCUUAUGGUGGCAAAGCUAAUUGAUGGUUACCUUGGUGAGAUUGCAAAGGAUCCUAGUCUACCUUUGUCAGUGUUCAUUGGUAUCGCAGAGAUGGUUUCUAGCUUUUCUCGACCUGCACAUGAUGGCCUUUAUGGGGCAAUCGAUGUGUAUCUCAAGGUGCACCCUGGGAUCAGCAAGGGCGAAAGGAAGAGGAUAUGCCUGCUGUUUGACUGUAAGAAGCUCUCCGCAGAUGCAUGCAUGCAUGCGGUGCAGAACGAGAGACUUCCUUUACGUGUAGUCGUCCAGGUGCUAUUUUUCGAGCAAGUCCGAGCCGCUGCAUCUUCUGGCAGCAGCACUCCUGAUCUACCUAAAGCUAUUAAAGACCUCAAUUGUGCCUCCUAUAGGAGCUCAAGGUCAGCAACAACUAAUGCUGAUGAAGAUUGGGAUGCUGUGGCUUCUGCUGCAGAACUCAGAGCCUUGAGAGGGGAGGUGGCUGCCUUACGAGUGGGGAAUGGUGUAGUACAUGAGAGAAAUUAUGGAGAUAAUAAGUGUUAUUCUGACAAGGCUGCCAUUAGUAAAAUUAAAGGCCUAAAUAUGUCAAAAAAAAUAUUUUCCAAAAUCUGGUCGAGCAAAUCGGGACUGGCAACUGAGAAUAGUGGCUCUGAUUCUUCAGAAAGUCUUGGAUCUGCCAACCUCGAUGAAGCUAAGUCGACGCCCACGAGAAGAGGGAGGCAUUCUGUCUCCUAACAUAAAGAGUCCGGAGGAUGUAUUUUUGUGGUAAAUUACAUUGGCAGCAACUAUAUUUUCAUUCUAAUUCAAUCAGACAAUUUAUAUAGG
Messenger RNA from Olea europaea var. sylvestris, 3140 nucleotides. Its product is annotated as BTB/POZ domain-containing protein NPY2-like. Lineage: Eukaryota; Viridiplantae; Streptophyta; Magnoliopsida; Lamiales; Oleaceae. Bases 1206 to 3050 code for a protein of 614 amino acids. The transcript is spliced from 5 exons. Gene Ontology annotation, molecular function: protein binding. The record is from RefSeq and is a predicted model, not a curated record.